Molecule: messenger RNA, 1541 nt
Organism: Cajanus cajan (pigeon pea)
Lineage: Eukaryota; Viridiplantae; Streptophyta; Magnoliopsida; Fabales; Fabaceae
Product: heptahelical transmembrane protein 2
Biological process (GO): response to hormone
Cellular component (GO): membrane
Molecular function (GO): signaling receptor activity
Source: RefSeq, a predicted model, not a curated record
UUUUUCUAAGUUCUCUACCCGCGUGCACGUUUGGUUGUUCUAGAAAGCGCGGAAUCAAUUUUUUUUACCGCGGUUUCAUUUGCAGGAUAUUGUAGAGUUGAAGUGUGGAGGUGCCUCCGUGGGGGCAAAGAUUAGAGUAGAUCUGCGACGGAGCAAAUAGUCGCCGGCGAGGCUGCACUUUAACGUCGGUUAAGGAUGAUUAGCCUUUGCCAGAGCAAAAACACGAAAUCCGGCGAAAACAUCCCGGCGAAAUCGAAGCAAUUCAAACGGCGACUGGUGAAGUUCGAGGAGCUGCCGGAGUACUUAAAGGACAGCGAAUUCAUACUAGACUAUUACCGCUCGGAAUGGCCCGUGAAGGAGGCCUUGUGGAGCAUCUUCGCAUGGCACAACGAAACCCUAAACGUUUGGACGCAUGUAGGAGGCUUUCUCAUAUUUGCUGCAAUGGCGGCGAUGAGCACCACCGCGGAGCUCUGGAGUUUGCUCAGAUCAUCCACGGCGCUCGGGUUUUCGACGAUGGUGGCGGAGAUGAAUUUCGGAUCUAACAGUGACGCCUUUCCGGAUUUGCAUUUGAGACACGUUCUGGACCCUUCCAUCCUUGGUGAGGUGAGAGAAUCUGGGUUAGAAACAAUUCCUCGGUGGCCAUGGUUCAUUUUCUUAGCUGGAGGAAUGGGCUGCCUAGCUUGCAGUUCUCUUUCCCAUCUUCUGGCCUGCCACUCCAAAGGCUUUAACCUAUUUUUCUGGCGUCUAGACUAUGCUGGCAUUUCUCUUAUGAUUGUUUGUUCCUUCUUUGCUCCAAUCUACUAUGCCUUUUUCUGCAAUCCUUACGCAAGGUUAUUCUAUUUGGCGUCAAUAUCUGUGCUUGGAGUCCUUGCCAUUAUUACCUUACUUGCACCUGCACUUUCAACACCUCGUUUCCGACCCCUCAGGGCCUCCUUAUUCCUCUGCAUGGGUUUUUCAGGCAUAAUUCCCGCGGCUCAUGCUGUUAUCCUGCAUUGGGGUCAGCCCCAUAUAUUUGUUGCACUUGGAUACGAGCUUGCUAUGGCCAUUCUGUAUGCCACUGGAGCUGGAUUUUAUGUUGCUAGAAUACCAGAACGAUGGAAGCCAGGAGCAUUUGAUAUCGCAGGGCAGAGCCAUCAAAUUUUUCAUGUUCUUGUUGUUCUUGGCGCACUUGCCCAUAGUGUUGCCACAUUAGUCAUAUUGGAUUUCCGACUGGGAUCACCAACUUGUGCUAAUUAGCCAACUAAUAAUUAGCUGUCUUAAAACUCUUGUGAGAGAAAUAACUAGAAUUAUAUUAUGUCAAUUUGUCUAUUGCAUGAAUUGUAAUAUGAUUGUAGUGAGAAAUGGCUGUGUAAUUGUCAGAGAUGAGAGUGCAAUUUAAGUAUUUUCUUUUAAGAAGAGUAGCAGUGAUGUGUUUUAGCAAUUUGAUUUUAAUUUUUUAAUGACAACUUAUUCAUUCGAAUCUUUAGAUAGAAGAUGUACAGAAAAGAUCAUGAGACUAAAUUAUUAAUAAGGGCUCUGAAGUAAGUCUUAAGUUUAAGGCA